AUGCCUCCAACCUUCACCCAUCCUAUUUUAACUCCGCCAAACGCCGACCGCGAGGUUGCUGCGGCGCCGCCUCCAGCAUCUGACGCUAGGCCUUCUGCAGCUGUCCUGCAAUCGCAAACCCCUUGCUGUCGCUCUUCCUCUGUGUCUGCCGUCGGCGGAUUGCUUCUUCGAGAUUAUGCUCGCACCGCUGAUCCCUCUACCACCGACCAAGAAAUUCAGGCGAGGGAAGCUCUGGCGGUUCAUCCGCAGUCGGCCGGCGCUGUCCAUCAGCAGCAGGCAGAAGCCCAGCGUUCAGAAGACAAACCGGCGCCUGUAUCGCCCUUCCACCAGUUGCGUUCAUUUCAAUCACAUCGAAAGGGCACUCUGUCGAUAGAUACAAUACCGCGCCAGACCAUUAUGAAGGCUCUGGCAUCGAGGCCCCCGAUCAACGGCAAUCCGCCCUCGUUUCCUAUGGUCUCUUCUCUGAACGGUGUCCUCAACGGAAGGAAUCGAUCUAACAGCGGUUCUGUGCAGGACAUGGAGCAGCAACUACAUAAUCAACAACAAGAAGGUAAAAGCAGUCCUUCUUCCUCACAAACGCUCUCAGCGGCUCUGAGUAGCUUGCAGUCGAGCGGCGCAUAUUCGGAUAAGUCUUCCUCGGCGACGGCCCGACUCGCACUGCAAUCGCCGUGCUUCUUCCACCAGCGGUUCGACGAUGCAGUAAAUAUUCAGAAAGUUCUUGAAGAGAUAGCAGACGAUGAAUGGCUCUCGCAUUCGCGCCUAAUGCAAACGGCAACUGGAGUGAGAGAAGUGUCGAAACAGCUUCAGCGACGGCCUAUUAGACGAGCUGUCAAAACUAUCAUGAUAGUCACCAAGGCGCGAGACAAUCGCCUUGUAUAUUUAACUCGUGAGGUCACAGAAUGGCUUCUCCGCUCCCCACGUUAUGGAAAUGAUAUAGGUAUUACUGUCUACGUGGACUCCAAACUCCGCAAUUCCAAACGCUUCGACGCGGCUGGUCUGCUGGCCAAGGAUUCUCGCUACGGAUCCAUGUUGAAGUAUUGGACGCCAGAUCUCUGUUGGACGUCACCAGAGAAAUUCGAUUUGGUUGUUACACUCGGCGGCGAUGGAACUGUCCUGUUCACCUCAUGGCUGUUCCAGCGCAUCGUACCGCCAAUUUUAUCUUUCUCUUUGGGAAGCUUGGGCUUCCUUACAAAUUUCGAAUUCGAAAAAUAUAAGGAACAUCUUAAUAAUAUAAUGGGCGAUGGAGGAAUGCGUGUCAACUUGCGCAUGAGAUUUACUUGCACUGUCUACCGGGCUGAUCGAAGCAAAGGUGCCGUGCCUGGGGACGUCGAGGAGGGGGAGCAAUUCGAGGUACUCAACGAAUUAGUUAUUGAUCGUGGGCCUUCACCCUACGUCUCCAAUCUUGAGCUCUAUGGAGACAAUGAGCUUUUGACGGUCAUCCAAGCGGAUGGCUGUAUCUUUUCUACGCCCACCGGCUCUACUGCUUAUUCUCUCUCUGCUGGGGGCUCAUUGAUCCACCCUUCUAUACCCGGCAUCUUGCUGACCCCUAUUUGCCCUCAUACACUCUCUUUCCGACCCAUGGUUCUAUCUGACACAAUGCUUUUGCGUAUUGCCGUGCCGAAUCUUUCUCGGUCUACUGCAUAUUGUUCAUUCGACGGCAAGGGCCGUAUUGAACUGCGACAAGGUGACUACGUCACUGUCGUGGCUAGCCAGUAUCCUUUCCCAACCGUUGUCUCGGACGGCGGUGAAUGGUUUGAAAGUGUGCGUCGUGCUCUCCGGUGGAACGUCCGGGGAGCGGUUCAGAAAGCAUGGAAUGGCGACGUCGAUGGAAUCACUGAUGCUGGGAUGGAAGAAGAAAAUGUCGAUUUUGACAUAGACUUUGACAACGCGACAACGGGUACCGACAGUGGUGUUGGCCCUAGCGAAGACGGUGAUGUUUAUGGGACAGGGGCAGGCAGUCCAAUGAGAAGACAGAUGAGUUUGUUGAGCAUGUAA
Talaromyces atroroseus is the source of this 1995-nucleotide messenger RNA. RefSeq lists its product as hypothetical. Gene Ontology annotation, molecular function: NAD+ kinase activity. The coding region runs from base 1 to 1995 and encodes 664 amino acids. The record is from RefSeq and is a predicted model, not a curated record. NCBI's taxonomy places the organism in Eukaryota, Fungi, Ascomycota, Eurotiomycetes, Eurotiales, Trichocomaceae. The transcript is spliced from 2 exons. Gene Ontology annotation, biological process: NAD+ metabolic process; NADP+ biosynthetic process.